AUGAUUCUUCACAAUCAGAACAACAAAGUGACCUCCAUUCUCUCGAUUAAUCCGAGAAUCUCGUCGCUUCAGUCCUCCGUCCGACACCACCGCUAUCACCACCGGCAACCACCGUUGCCUACCCCCUCUCUCUUUCCUCUUUUCUCUUUUUCUUCCCUCUUUUUCCAUUUCUCCUCAAUUUCCUGUACAUUACCCCUGGUCUCUGUGCAAAGCCCAAUCCCAGCAAGAAACCUCAGUGCAACCCAGCGGUGGCUGAGCUCUGUGCCGCUGCAACACCGCCUCUACUACCCCUCUCUUUUCAUUCUUCCCCUUUCACCAACGCAGGUCAUGCCACUAUUGAAUGUUACUGAGGUUGAAAGUGAAGAGAUGAAUUUUGGCUACAUGGUUAUCUUCAAACAGACACGUGAGAUGUUCAUUUCUGUAGGCGAUCAGAUGUUCAAUUUACUUGUGAAUGCGGAUGGUUAUUAUUGGCUCUCUAUUUCUAUGUGAUGAAUGUUAUAUAUGACUUAACUGACUAUCGUGGUUUA
Molecule: messenger RNA, 527 nt
Organism: Arachis ipaensis
Lineage: Eukaryota; Viridiplantae; Streptophyta; Magnoliopsida; Fabales; Fabaceae
Source: RefSeq, a predicted model, not a curated record